Molecule: messenger RNA, 4371 nt
Organism: Hemiscyllium ocellatum (epaulette shark)
Lineage: Eukaryota; Metazoa; Chordata; Chondrichthyes; Orectolobiformes; Hemiscylliidae
Gene: mknk2b
Product: MAPK interacting serine/threonine kinase 2b
Exons: 14
Coding region: 268-1668 (466 amino acids)
Biological process (GO): peptidyl-serine phosphorylation; intracellular signal transduction; protein autophosphorylation
Cellular component (GO): nucleus; cytoplasm
Molecular function (GO): calcium-dependent protein serine/threonine kinase activity; calcium/calmodulin-dependent protein kinase activity; calmodulin binding
Source: RefSeq, a predicted model, not a curated record
UUGUGCACGUUUAGGCGUUUUUGCACGUAGGCGGAUCUACAGUGAGGCUGCGUUAAUACUGUUUACAGACUGGGAGGUUAUAAAGUGCAUGAGCCAGAGCUGCCUCUUGUAGAUUAGCACUAGGCUGCUGGCUGGCUAGUGAAGGAGUGGGUGUGCUGGCCAUACACACUGAGACAAUAGCGGGCUCCAAUUUUAGAAAGAAACUCUUCCUCUCUGAGGCUGCUUCUUGUUGAUUCCUUUUAAUUGUUACUAGCACUGUGACGGAAAAUGGUUCAGAAUAAGAUUGCGGAGUUGAAAGGUUUCCACCGCUCAUUCAAGGGGCAGACUCCUUUUGAUGAUUAUUGUGAUGACACUGGACCAUCUCCUGUUGAGAAGGUGUUUAAUUUCGAUUGUCCUAGACCUGACAUGCCCUCGAGUCUGCCCAUUGACAUCCCAGAUGCCAAGAAAAGAAAUAAGAAGAAAAAAAGAUGUCGGGCCACAGACAGUUUCAGUGGCAAAUUUGAAGAUGUUUACAAGCUAAAUGGUGAGAUGUUGGGAGAAGGUUCAUUUGCCAGAGUCCAGACCUGUGGAAAUCUAAUCACCAACAAAGAAUAUGCUGUGAAGAUUAUUGAGAAGAGACCAGGCCACAGUCGCAAUCGGGUGUUCCGUGAAGUGGAAAUGCUCUAUCAAUGUCAGGGACACAGGAACAUUCUUGAACUGAUCGAAUUUUUUGAAGAUGAGGACAAGUUCUAUUUGGUUUUUGAAAAGAUGAAAGGAGGCUCUGUAUUAACACACAUCCACAGACGAAAGCACUUCAAUGAACGAGAGGCCAGUGUUGUUGUCCGUGAGAUAGCGAGUGCGCUGGACUUUCUGCAUAACAAAGGCAUGGCCCAUAGAGAUUUGAAACCAGAAAACAUCUUGUGUGAGAACCCAGAACAGCUUUCCCCAGUCAAGAUCUGUGACUUCGACUUGGGAAGUGGAAUCAAACUGAAUGGUGAUUGCUCCCCCAUUUCAACCCCUGAACUUCUGACACCGUGUGGGUCUGCAGAGUACAUGGCACCAGAAGUUGUGGAGGCAUUUAAUGAAGAGGCUACGAUCUAUGAUAAGCGUUGUGACCUCUGGAGCUUGGGUGUUAUAUUGUACAUCAUGCUCAGUGGAUAUCCGCCUUUUGUAGGAAACUGUGGUACUGACUGUGGUUGGGACCGAGGGGAGGCCUGUCUUUCCUGUCAGAAUAACCUAUUUCAGAGUAUUCAAGAAGGAAAGUAUGAAUUCCCUGAUAAGGACUGGGCACACAUCUCUUUUGGUGCAAAGGAUCUCAUUACUAAACUCUUAGUCAGAGAUGCUAAGAAGAGGCUCAGUGCAGCACAAGUACUGGAACACCCAUGGGUGCAAGGGCAUGCACCAGAGCAUACACUUCCAACACCACGCCUUCUCCAGAGGAACAGCAGUGCCAAAGAUCUCACAUUCUUUGCAGCUGAAGCAAUCGCAGUAAACAGGCAGCUGACUCAGCAUGAAGAAAAUCAGGACGAGGAGAAUCCGCCAAUCCUCAUUAAAGCUACCUCAUGUUCCAUGCGACUGUCUCCACCCUCAGAAUCUAAAUUGGCCAAACGGAGGCAGAAGACGAGUGCAAUCAAGGCAGCCAAUCAGCAGUUGUUGCCAUCCUUGGUUCUGGUUGACAAUUGUGUGUGACAUCAUUUCUUCCCUCGAGCACAUAGCGACUAAACCCAGAACCUUCUAGUUGGCUGGCUGUAAGUCUGGCGUUGUUACAGUACUGCUCCACGUAAGAAAGAACUGUUUACAGCAUUUGAAACCUGCAUGGGAUAAGUAUGUGAAUCCCCGCGAUGAUACUAAGAGUCAGAAAACUGAGAAAAGGGCAAAGAUUUAAAUAACGACUUUGUGUCUUCACCAAAGGAACGUUUUUAAGAGCAGGUUUUACAUUUUGUUUUGUACUGUGAUCACCUUCAUGACAACUAUAGUUUAGAUUUUGCUGCUUUUUACAUUGGUAUCCAUUUGGGCCUCUGGUUCUGGAGCGCAGUGUCUACACAGUGAUCAAUGACCAGUUUAUUUUUCCAAUAGGGUCUUCCUGGACACUGGCCUUUAGUGUAUUUGGCAGGCGUACGUGGGGAUUGUCAUUGGCUGCAAAAGACCUGCACUUCAGAAGCAAGCACCAAAACAUCAUCUAAAAGGCAGCAAUUUAUUUUGCAUUUUUCAGAUAUGUGCAGGCUUGCUCCUAAUCUCCAGUGUAAAAAAAAAUCAGGGCUACAUUUUGCAUACCAGAUUUUUGAGAAGACUGAGAAAGAUUUUGUAUAUUCAGUUUUUUUUUAAAUCUCUAGUUGUACACCUAUUUUCUCUGGUAUCAAUGUGACUUUUUAAAAUCUCACCCACUCUGACCAGCAUGUCCUAGAAAAAAGUUUCCUUUAAUUUCUGCCAAGUUCAUAAAUGUAAGUAUAUUCUGCAUUUAUUUUGAGUCUUUGGGAAUCUGUAGCAGGACUUUAGUUCAGGAAAUAUGACAGUGAUUGGUGAUGGAGAACAAGAAUUUGACUGAGAAAAAGGCAUUCCAGAUACAAAAAUGCGAGUAGUCUUUAUCUAAGAUUGCGUGAAAUCUUCCAAAUCUUUUCUUUUGAGAAAAGAAAAGUGUUUACAUCUCCGUUUCUAAAAUUGUCUGUGGAUGGAGUCUGAAAGUGCCACAUUCUGAUUUUGAAGUUUUGAAAAGUGGGUGCUAUCUGUGUUUGUGUGAUUUAUAGGCAGGUUCGGCCUAUCCUUUUGUUUUAAUGUGGUGGUUAUAUUCAAAGCCAUUGAAUGUAUAUGUUGAGCUUUUCACUGUAUUGCAGAAAUAGAGCGCACAAAACUGAGUUGGACAUUUUGAAAUCCAUUUUUAAAAUGUACCAUGAAAUGCAAGCGUACACUGCAUUUCCAAUGUGAGGAAGGUGUGGCAACAACACCUUUUUCUUUAUGCUCUACUGCUUUGUAUCAGUUAGGUUGGGCAAUCAAAACUAUUGCAGGGAUAACCAUGCUUGACAUUAAAGAAAUGCUGUCCUUUUGUGGGCAGUAUUAAAUUGAACUUGCAUAAAUGACCCCUGAAUUAGGAACAGGGCUACUAGUUGUGCCACAGGAAUAUUUAGCAAUCCACUGCCACCUUUUUUAUUAUUGUAAAAAUAUUCUACUAAUGAAAGGUAUGGGAAGGAAUGAUGUCUCCCAGAGAAAUCUAUUAUUUAUUGUCUGUCCAGAGGUAGCCAUUUUUGACCAUCUGAGCGAACUUAUAGUUUACCUUUUCUGAAAGACUGCUGCCCCUGCUCAGUAAAAUGUAAGCCCUUGGUGAGGACAGGAAUAGAUUUGGCUCUAAUUUUCUGAUGCCAACAUUUAUAGUCACUGUUCACCUGUAAAUAAGGUGCACUUACAUGAGGUACAGAAGGCAACUUGGACAGUGGGAUGUAAUCCAGUUGGGGUACCAAUACCUGGAAUGGGACAGGGGAAGAUGGGAUAAAACCUAAAUUGUUACCUUUUCAUCUAAAAUGUUUUAACCUAACUGUACUUAGUACCAUGAAAACAAAAUGGUUGAAUGGCCACUUGGCUGUUGAGAUCUGAUUUUUGCAUUGUUAUAGAGAUCACCUUUUGGCUGUGAAUUCUACUGAUCAUCAAAGUUUUUGUUUGUAAGUUUGCUUUUCUCAGUUUAGAAGAAGUAUGUGCAAAAAAUAUUGCAUGAGGCAACUCUCAAGUGAAUGUUUUUUAAAAAAAAACUGCUUCCCAGGAAGGGUUGGGAAUUUGCAUGUCAAUGUUGGCAGCAAAUAACUUCAGAUGGGGGAUCAGUUCAGGUAUGAAAAUGUUUAAGAUUAAUCUCAAAAGAAAAACCUUCCAACUAAUGAUCUUGCUGAAGGGAUUUUUGUCAGGUGAAUUAGUAGGUAUAAUUUAUGUGGGGGUUAAAACUGAAUUGGGAUUUCUAAAAAUGGCUCUCCUACUUUAAUGCAAGUUCCCUGCUCUGGCUCCGUUGCUCAAUCCAACUCUACAUUCUGAAACAGUAUUAUCAGCAAUUGUAUGGUACUUUAUGAUGAAGCUGGUAGUACAAGAAACCAAUUUAAAUUAUCAAGUACAUUGCUAUUACGUUUGCUGAAUAAGACAUGUUCUUGUUGUCUUAUACUAAGACUACUUGAAUUUUGUAUGCAUUGCAUCAUCUCAUUCAAAUGCUACCUUGUGCUGGAUGGUAGCGCAGCUUGGUUUAGUUAAGCAUAGGCCAUUAUCGAGCACUGUUGGUAUAUUAGCUAGCUCCUAAGGGGCAUGAAGCGAAAGCACUUUACACACCAGGUGACUGAUGAGGCUCACUCUAAAUCUUCUUACUGUUGUUGCCAGGAUUUUUGUAUUGUUUUAUAAAAAUUUUAAUAAAUGCUUUGAACUUAA